UAAACAUUUUGAAUUUCUUCUGUCCUAUGUGCUAUAGUCCCUCACGAGUUUACGAUUAUACUCUAGAGCAGUGCUUCUCAACCUUUCUUUUACGACAACACCAUAAUUUAGAUACAUAAACAUAGCGACCCACUUAAAAUAAUGGAUUUUUGAAAAAGCAACGCUUAGGGCCGUAUUUAUAGUCGACACCCGGACUAAGCCGGCAGGUUAUCGACCAAAAUCCGGUGGGCCAUUAAAAAAUUCGAAAGAUGUAGGCCGAUCCAUGCGGACUGCCCGAAAAUGAUAAUAAAGUCGGUGAUAGCUGAUCAUGAUAACGAUGUCGGCCAUCUUGCAGUCAUUCGGAUUCCCUGUCGCUAGACGCUUGUUGUUGCCAGACGCUUGGCUUAGUAUACUUAUCUAUGCUUAUCAUUUGUCGUCGUCAUCGGUGUGUGCUCACUGCUCAUCUCUUCGGUUUUGUUUUAUUCACCUCUAACUUGUUGGCGUUGUUUACAGCUCCUCAACAAUGGUCAACAAUACUCAGCUCAUUCGGUGUACCCAUUAAAUGUUCCGUAUCUACAACACGCAAUCGAUCUAUGAAUCAGCUUUAGAGAAGAAAACUGUUAAGGAUAAUCAAAAAAAUAUUAGAAGAAGAAAUUUUACAAAGAGUUACAAUUGAAAACAAAAAUCAAAGCAUGAUGGACAUUUUCCAAUUUAAAGAUGAUUAUAUUGAACAACAACUCAAUGAUACAAGAAGCCUAGAUGAAAUUCGACGUUUAAAUGAAAAAUACCAUUUUAGAUUACUUAAUGAAUUAAAAGCUAAGGCCAAGGCUAAAGCUAAAGCUAAACAUAAUACAAAUCAGAAUAAGAACAAGGUAUAUCGACGUUAUCGAAAAUUUCAGAUAAAUCAGAUUCAACAUUUGAAAAAUAAAUUGCAACACAAAAAUAGUACUUUGGAUGCAAUUAAAGAAGAUGUAAAUGUGGCCAAUUUACCUAUUACUGAAUUAACAAAAUCAAGAGAUAAUUUAUUGUCCUCUAAUAAUAAUUAUUUGAGGAAAAUUAACGAUUUAGAACAGUUAAGAGUACUUCAAGGACCUAACUAUAUGUCUGAAAUUCAUGUACUUGAUCAACAAUUAACAGCCAUGCAAAUUGAUAUUUCCAAGAAAGUAGAAAAACAUCAAGAUUUAAUGAAUAUAGAAAAUAUCACUUAUCGAAAAUUAUUAGUGAGUGAACAAAGGGGAUUAGAUAUUACUCCAAAUCCGUCUGUAGUUGGCGGCCCAAGUGUCAAAAAAAGUAAAUUGUUUGGGCGUGGCGAAAUAGACAAUAAAGUUUCUAAUAUUAUCACUGUUUCAUCAACUAGUGAUAUUGAAAUUGGGGAAGUGUGUCCAGAUGGACAGUUUGUACAAUUAUACAACAAAGGAUCAAAGGAAUUUGCAUUGAGAGGAUAUGAAUUAGUACGCACUACUGUUGAGCAAAAUGUUUCUACUGUUUUCAAGUUUCAUGGAUCGGUAAAUCUUGGAGCUGGUAAUUCGUUAACUGUAUGGUCUUCUACUGCCAGUAAUCAAAUACAUAAAUAUAGUGCUGGAUCAAUUAUCAUGGACAUUCAAGCUUGGGUUGUUGGUGAUUAUAUGGCUACAAUACUUUUAAAUCCUGAGGGACAAGAAGUAGCAACUCAUAAACUUAAAAAAAGGCUAGGUUUCUCUUUCACGAUCCAAUGAAGGAUAUAGUGAUUAUGAAACACGAUUGCUCUGUCAAUCAGGAGAUCCCAUAGAGCGACAAAUUUGUUGUCAUUUGAAGAUAUACUCAAUAUUAUAGUCUUAAGAGUGAUCUAAAAAAUAAAAAUACUAAAAUAAAUUUGUAAUUUAUUAGUUCAUCACGUGUUAUUAAUUGAUUUUUAAUUGUCAUUAAUUUUUUUUUUAAGGCGUGAUUUUUUUUUAUACUAGGUACCUAGUAUUUAUUAUUACUUUCUACUUACUUUAAUUUUUUUGUUUUUUUUUUAUAUUUUGCUUUGUACUAAUUUAUCUAUACAAAAACUAAAAUAAACAUUUCACUAAAUUACUGAUUAAGUAAAAAUAAACAAUUUUGUAACUCAUAAUAUAAUGAUCAUAAAUAAAAUAUUAUGAUGAGUCAAAUACUCAUUGUUACUAAAUAAAUGUUAUACAAUAUGCUAUUACAAUUACUAUUAAAU
Molecule: messenger RNA, 2164 nt
Organism: Metopolophium dirhodum (rose-grain aphid)
Lineage: Eukaryota; Metazoa; Arthropoda; Insecta; Hemiptera; Aphididae
Product: lamin Dm0-like
Exons: 9
Coding region: 672-1694 (340 amino acids)
Source: RefSeq, a predicted model, not a curated record